Myripristis murdjan (pinecone soldierfish) is the source of this 4409-nucleotide messenger RNA. RefSeq names its product far upstream element (FUSE) binding protein 3 (gene fubp3). Bases 429 to 2114 code for a protein of 561 amino acids. Lineage: Eukaryota; Metazoa; Chordata; Actinopteri; Holocentriformes; Holocentridae. Gene Ontology annotation, biological process: regulation of DNA-templated transcription. The record is from RefSeq and is a predicted model, not a curated record. Gene Ontology annotation, molecular function: RNA binding. The transcript has 20 exons.
CAACAAGCUGCAGCUCACGGUAAGCAGGUCAAAGGUCAGAGGUCACGGCAGCCCGACGGGCCGGAGCGCAGCGGCCAGGUAAAAGAGGCACGAGCUGCUCGGACUCAGGUGGGUCGCGUUCCGUCUUUGAUCCCGCGCGACGGUGCCGAUCCGCGCUCGUACGCCUUCCUCUGUCACCAAACUACAACUCAACAUGGAAAAGUUCACCGCCUGCGACACGUGACUGAACGCGGAAGCGGAAACGGAGCAGCGAGUCGCCAACAGCUGAGCAGGAGCAAAACAUCCUCUAUCGGCGAGAUACCUCACGCGGCUGCGGAGUGACACGUCUUCCCUUCCUGCUGCUCUCUGGCCACAGCUCCAGCUCCAGCUAGCAAAGCGGGGCUAAUCCGGCUAACGGGCUAACAGCUAUCGGCUAGCUCAGUGGCGCUAUGAUGGCGGAGCUGGUGCAGGGACAGGCCUCGAUGAGCCAGCCGGGGCUGAAGUCAGACGGCCUGGCCGAUGCUUUACAGAGGGCCCGGCAGAUGGCUGUUAAGAUGGGAGGUGAAGCCAUGUCCCACCUGAACAGCUCGUCAGGAGGCGUGGAGCAGUCGCUGUACUACCAAGGACAGAAACGACCCGGCGAGGACGGAGUGGGAAACCAGCUAGCAGCCAUGGGACAUCAAAGGGUAAUCACAGAGGAUUACAAAGUCCCUGACAGGAUGGUCGGCUUCAUCAUCGGCAGAGGAGGUGAGCAGAUCACCAGGAUCCAGCUGGAGUCCGGCUGCAAGAUCCAGAUCGCAGCGGACAGCGGAGGUCUGAUGGAGAGGCCGUGUUCCCUGACUGGAACUCCAGAGAGCAUCGAGCAGGCAAAGCGGAUGCUGGUCCAGAUCGUGGACCGCUGUAGGAACGGCCCGGGUUUCCAUGGCGACGGGGAGGGCGGGGCCUCUGUGCAGGAGAUGCUGAUUCCAGCCAGUAAGGUGGGGCUGGUGAUCGGCCGGGGAGGAGACACCAUCAAACAACUGCAGGAGAGGGCGGGGGUGAAGAUGAUGAUGAUUCAGGACGGUCCGAUGCCGACGGGAGCUGACAAACCUCUGCGCAUCUCUGGAGACCCGUACAAAGUGCAGGCGGCGAGGGAGCUGGUGUUGGAGGUGAUCAGGGAGAAGGAGGGAGAUUUCAGGUCGGGACGCAACGACUUCACUGCCCGACUGGGAGGAACCAGCCUGGACGUUUCAGUUCCCAGGUUUGCCGUCGGCAUCGUGAUCGGUAGAAACGGAGAGAUGAUCAAAAAGAUCCAGAACGAUGCCGGCGUCCGAAUCCAGUUUAAAGCAGAUGAUGGCAUCAGUCCAGAGCGUGUUGCCAUGGUGAUGGGUCAGCCAGACCGCUGUCAGCAUGCUCUCCACCUCAUCAAUGACCUCAUCCAGACCGCACAGGAGCGGGACGGGUUUGGCUCGGCCAUGCGUAGUGGGCGGGUCAGAGGUCGUGGUGAUUGGACGAUGGGCUCACCUGGUCCCCUGCAGGAAGUCACCUACACCAUCCCUGCUGACAAGUGUGGUCUGGUCAUCGGAAAAGGCGGGGAGACCAUCAAGAGUAUUAACCAGCAGUCUGGAGCUCACGUGGAGCUGCAGAGGAACCCGCCCCCCUCCACCGACCCCAACACCCGGGUCUUCACCAUCCGAGGCUCCGCCCAGCAGAUGGACCUCGCCCGCCAGCUCAUAGACGACAAGAUCGGGGGUUCAGGUAUUAUGAGCAACGGAGGUUUUGGCUUCAGUCCCUUCACUCAGGGCCCUGCUGCUCACCAGAACUGUGGCAGUGGUCAGACCUUCCUGACAGGCGGUUGGGGAAACACCUACCAGACCAGCUGGCAGAGCGCCGGACAGCAAGACCCUGGUCACAGUAUGGCUCAGACAGGCCAAAUGGACUACUCUAAAGCAUGGGAGCAGUACUAUAAGAAGCUAGGUCAGCAGAACCAGCCUCAGAACAUGAUGACAGACUACAGUAAGGCCUGGGAAGACUACUACAAGAAACAGAGUCAGUCAUCCCAGCAGAGUUCGGUGCCAGACUACAGCGCAGCGUUAGCAGAAUACUACAGACAGCAGCCCUACCUGUGGAACCCCGCCCAGAUCCAGGAUCAUUAGAGGCUCCUCCCACCGGCAAAGGCUUUCGGAUGGUCGUCAACGGCAACCGAACGGGGGUUUCCUAGCAACGCUCUGCCGCUUCCUCCUUCCUUUUUGUAGAGAAACUAAGGAUUAACUGAAAAUCACGAACUCUUUUCUUUCUGUUUUUUAACCUUAAAGUUGAUAUUUUGUCGGGCAGAUUUUUGGACUAGCCUCCGGUCUCCACAGCAUAGACCAGGUUUUCUUUUGUUUUGUUUUAUUUUUUAUCAAACUUGAACUUAAAGAUGUAUCAGUGUGGCUUUGAACAAAAAUCCAGUAUAAUCUAUAUUUUGUCUAGUUUUUUUUUUUUUUUCCAAUAAAAAAAAAACGGUAUAAGGCUUAGCAGUCUUGAGUAAGAAAAUCAGAUAUUAUAUUAUUAUUUUGUUUAUGAUAAAGUUUUAAAGCAUGCGUCAGAUUGUGUGUGUUGACUCAGUUUAUUUUUCUUUUUUUUUUCUUUUUUUUUCUUUUUUUUUUUUUUUUUUGGCAUAGAAUCGUUUUAAUGGCGUCAGAUGGAAAUGUAAAGUUUUACCGUCAGAGACAAAAGUUGUUUUUGUACUAAAUCUCGCUAAAAUGCUCGCCGGCUCUGUUCGCUCCACGUUCAUUUUACCUGUUCAGUCGCCAUCAUGGAGGUGCAAUGACGCGUUUUUCUCCUUUUUUGUUUUUUGUUUUUGUUUUUGUUUUGGUUUGAUGAUAGUUGUUAUUCCUGUAUCUCUAGUGAUUCUUUAGUUUUUAUGAUGUUAAUGAUGAAUAAAUGAUGAUUUGUAUUGAGUUGUGUAAAAAGCCAGAUCUCUCUGUGGUCAAACACUUCCUGUUUCCCGUCGGAGAGCUCAGCCAGCGCCAGCCGGCCGGUUUCCCUCCUCCAUGUUUUGUUAUUUCACGAGUGGAAAGCAAAAAAAAAGCAAAAAAAAAAAAAAAAAAAAAACGGAAAAAAAAAGAAAAAAACAACCUUGUAUUUUCUAGACAAAGUGAAACGUUAUCAUUAUUAUUGUUCUGACUCUGUUUUACUGUGCUCUCAUUUUGUCUGUUGAAGUGUUACGAGCUCAACAAUGAAGUUCUAGAUUUUUCUAGAGGUUUGCGUUAACUAAGCGGCGUGUGUGUGUGUGUGCGCGCAUGUGUGUGUGUGUGUGUGUGCCUUAGCUGAUCCACCGUUUGGCUAACGCGCACACCAUGUUAGCUGAAUGGUGUGUCGGCUAAAUGGUGUACGCGUGUGCGGGCUGAACGGGCUGUGUGUGUGUGUGUGUGUGUGUGUGUGUGUGUGUGUUGGACCACAGAGAGCGGGCGUGGCGUGGCAGGGCGUGGCGUGGCGGUGGGGGACGGGCUGAUGUCGUGUUGACCUGAGUCUGGCUGUGCUCUGUUUGUGUGACGAUGAUAAUAAUGACGACGAUAAUAAUGAGUUCUCCUGUUGGAGUCUAUUUAAAUCUGUUUAUCCAUGAUGAAUAUUCAGUUUGUCAAUAAGAGAAUAUGGUUUAUGUAAAUUUCCACUCUCUGGCGGGUGCUCUCCAGUUCAAUGUACUUUGUUAUCCUGUUAAAAAAUUAUAUUGUUGUUUAAUUCACAUGUUGUAUCUCACCGAUUGCGAGGAGAAGUUGAAUAUGUUAUAUUCUCAAGACUGCUAGGCUAACUGUCUCUUUCCUGUCUCUCUCUCUGCCUGUCUGUCUGUCUGUGUGGAAGCCGCCCUGCUAGCACGUCUGCGGGACUCGGGGGUUUUCUUUUUGGUUUUGGUUUGGGGUUUUUGUUUUUUUGUUUGUUUGUUUUGGGGUUGUUGUUUUUUUUCCCAGCGUGUCUGCUUUCGGACCAGGACACGAACGCGGCGCGUUAGCCUCGGCGGCGAGGCGAGGCGAGGCGUGGCGUGGGCGUGGCGGGCGCGCUGAGCGGUCCCGCAGACGGCUAGCCCGGCGGCUCCGAGGCGAGGAGAGCUGUAGUCGUGGGGUUUUACUCCCCAGAAAAUACAAAAUGUGCAGGAGCGGACGGCGAGCCGGCGCCCGGCCCCCGGGGGCGGGACCGGCCGCGACGCCGACGCCGCCGCGCGCUCCUGGUUAGAUCUUCCUAGCCCCGCCCUCGUCCCAGAGCGGAGACGAGGUGCGUUUGGUUUCAUGGUUUCUGUUAUUUUUCUAAUGGACAGACGUCCUAACUGUAACCUGCAGAUUUUUCUAUUAGAUUCUAUUGACAGAUAGAGUUGUAUUGAACCCGAGCCACGAGACUGUCGGUGGCCGAGGAAGAGGAAGAUGAACGAUGAUGAUGAUUAACAUGAGGGCUAAUAAACAGCUCAUUCUUUCUGA